AAUUAGUGCUGGAUGGGCUAUUAUAAGAGUAUACAUCGCCAAAAAUAGAUUUACUGGCUGCUUAGUGCUGUUUCUUCUCUACUUUGCGUCCGUUACUAGUGCAAAGCUAAUACACCACUACGUAAUGGUAAGUUGAUCGAUAAGUUAUUCCUGUCGAGUUGUGUAUAUUUCAUACUUUAUACAAUGAAUAUGUGCAGUACAUAAUCAUGCAAAAAUUGAUAUAUUUACAAACAAGUACUUCUUUUUUAUAAUAAACAGGCAUUAACACUUUGCUUUACAAUGUUCUCCAUGUACAAAAGCAUGAAAUGGUGUUCAGAGAGCCUUGAAAUUCUUCGAAAGAUUCGUUCCAGAUAUCGACGUUUAAUUAAUCGUUUCAAUUUGCGCUAUCGAUUUGGAACCAUUACGAUGGACCAACAGUUGGCAGCGAAGCAAAAUAUUCUGUCCGCAUUUAGGAAUAUUUGUGCAGCUUAUACUUUUGCAUUUAGUCUCUUAAGAUGUAUCGACGCCAUCUUUAAGGACGUUGCGUACGUAACGCCGCUUACUCAAGAACUCCCUGAUUUCAUACUUUACGUUAGUUUAAUGCUAUUAUUCCGUCUAAGGAACUUUGAUUCCUACGAUAGAGUGGAAAUGUUGGCUCAAAAGGAAGAUGUUGCAAUUAUAGAUCUUCCGGACGUCUGUGAAUUGAAUCCUCAUUUUGUAUUAGGAGUUCCUCUGUAUAGGAAAGUUGAAAAGCAGACACAAACUCCUAAUAGAAGAACUUGGUCAAGAACAAGACGAUAUAUUAGUACUCAACUUUAGAUAAAUCGAAUCUUGUCGCUAAUAUUACCCUCCUUCUAAAUCUAACACUAGACAGAUAAAAGUAGAAACACAAUUUUUAUUCUCGGAUUCAUAAAUCCUAUUGCUGCCAGCGAAUAUCAUUCAAAAUGAAGAAGGCAAAAAAGAAAUUUUAUCACUUUUGAAAUCAUCUAGAGAAUCUUCUGAAUAUUUCACUAGACAAGCAAAUCCCCUCUCCCUCCUCUCUUACUAAAAUUCGUGCAUUAUUUGUUUCUUUUUUGUAGCUAGGUACAAGAAUGAUUAAGGAGGGGUUUAAAAAAGUGGGUCGGGAGUCGACAGGGUAGGAUAUUUAUUAAAGAGAAUAUGUGAGUUAUUUACAUAUUUUUUCCAUGGAUAAUCCAAAGAGUACCAUUUGUGAUAAAUCAUUGAAGAUAGAAGAAAUGAUUUUUUCAUCAGAUAUCUUCAUAUAUAUAUUUUAUUUAAACUUAAACAAAAUUCAUAUAUAUUGAACAUUGAACAUUUAAAAAGGAAACACUGGAAUCGUUAAUUGUAUUUCAAAGCAAAAUUAUAUCUAUUAAUGAGACGUAGUUUAGAAACAAAUAAUAUAAACUGUAACGCUUUCAAUAGAUUUAUUAAAGAAAUUCAAAGAAUAAAUGACCAUGACGGUGAUUAAAUGACAACGACAUUAACGAUAGCUAUGAUAGUGAUCAAGAUAAUGUAAUAAAAAGAAAUAUAAGAAAUAUUAGGCCAAUUAAAAAAAAUUGUAAACUGUCCUGGUCUUUAUUUUUAGAACAGCUAUAUCCUUUCUAAGAGAAUAUAUUGAAAGAAAGAAGCUGUCUAAUAUGUCAUUAUCUAUUACUAAUAUAUAUAUACAUAUAUGUACUAUAUACUGUCAAUUAAUGCAGUAUAUUUAAACUUAAUACAAAUAUUUUUACUUUGUUUAUUUAUAAUAUUGAUAAUAAUUGUCUAAUAACUGCUGUCUAUAGCACAUCGUAUGUAUAUAAUGCCUCUGUAUAUAUUUAUUUAUAUUUUUAUUUGUUCUUGUUGUUUAUUCUAUUAAUGUUUUCUUUCUAUUAAGUCCUAAUGAGAGCAAAAUUAGGGAGAGAAUAAAACGAGUCAGAGUGAGAGAGAAAAGGGGGGAAGGGGAAUAGGGGAAUAGGGGAAGAGUGAGAGAGUGAGAGAGUGAGAAAGAAAGGCAGACAAAGAGAGGGAGGGAAGAAUAUCAAGAGAAAUAGUAGGUCUAUAGAAACAAAAAAAUAACAAAUAAUACUCUGCAUCGACUUAAUAACUGUGAUCAGUUUAGGAAUAAUAACUCUUUAUAUAUACAUUAUUAUAUAUAUAUAUAUAAAUUUAUAUAUUAUUAUCA
Messenger RNA from Dimorphilus gyrociliatus, 2140 nucleotides. NCBI's taxonomy places the organism in Eukaryota, Metazoa, Annelida, Polychaeta, Dinophilidae. The record is from the annotation of a GenBank genome assembly.